AUGGCUUCCGCUCAGAUUCCCACGGAGCAAUGGGCGCAGGUGGUGGAGAAGACUGGCGGCCCCGUCGUGUACAAGAAGAUCCCCGUCCAGAAGCCCGGACCUGAUGAGGUUCUCGUCAACGUCAAGUACUCUGGCGUCUGCCACACCGAUCUCCACGCUAUGAUGGGCGACUGGCCCCUCGACACUAAGCUGCCCCUUGUUGGUGGCCACGAGGGUGCCGGUAUUGUGGUGGCCCGCGGUGAGCUUGUCAGUGAGGUCCAGCUCGGCGAGCCUGUCGGCAUCAAGUGGCUCAACGGCUCGUGCCUCAACUGCACUUACUGCAACCAAUCGGACGAGCCUCUCUGCAACAAGCCCCUGCUCUCUGGAUACACCGUCGAUGGCUCGUUCCAGCAGUACGCCAUCGCCAAGGCGGCGCACGUCGCUCACAUCCCCAAGGAGUGCAGCCUCGAGGCCAUUGCACCCAUUCUGUGCGCCGGUAUUACGGUGUACAAGGGCCUGAAGGAGUCCGGCGCCAAGCCUGGCCAGUCUGUGGCCAUCGUCGGCGCUGGUGGCGGCCUGGGCAGCAUUGCCAUCCAGUAUGCCAAGGCCAUGGGUCUCGAUCCCAUCGCCAUCGACGGAGGCAAUGAGAAGCGCGAUCUCUGCAUGAGCCUCGGUGCCAGUGCCUACGUCGACUUCCAAACCACCAAGGACCUCGUCGCCGACGUCAGGGCCGCGACUGCCGACGGUCUGGGCCCCCAUGCUGCUCUCCUCGUUGCCGUUCAGGAGAAACCCUUCCAGCAGGCCACCGAGUACGUCCGGUCACGCGGCGUCGUCGUCUGCAUCGGCCUGCCGGCCAAUGCCAUGUUCCGCGCCCCAGUCUUCGACACCGUCAUCCGUAUGAUCAACAUCAAGGGCAGCUACGUCGGCAACCGCAUCGACACGGCUGAGGCCAUUGAGUUCUACCGCAAGGGCCUCAUCAAGGUGCCCUACAAGACCAUCGGCUUGAGCAAGCUGCAGGACAUCUAUAAGCUCAUGGCCGAGGGCAAGGUCGUCGGCCGCUACGUCGUCGACACCAGCAAAUAG
This is a messenger RNA of Purpureocillium lilacinum, 1062 nucleotides long. RefSeq names its product alcohol dehydrogenase. The record is from RefSeq and is a predicted model, not a curated record. Gene Ontology annotation, molecular function: zinc ion binding; alcohol dehydrogenase (NAD+) activity. Gene Ontology annotation, cellular component: cytoplasm. Lineage: Eukaryota; Fungi; Ascomycota; Sordariomycetes; Hypocreales; Ophiocordycipitaceae.